AUGAAUGAUGAUGAAAACGAGUCAUCAAAACGCAAGAAGAAACAUGGGACGUUAGAUUGGUUUGUUAAUGCUCAAAAGAAAACAAAGACUCAAGAUGAUUCUUCGUCGACGCCCGAUAAUAUCACACAUGGUAGCACCAAAUUUCCAUAUAGGGAAAGAGAAAGUCAAUUUGAUGUAAAUACACUUCCACAUGAUCCAGGCUUGAGAAAUAAUAUCCUUGAUUAUCAUCACAACGACCAAGAUGCAGUGAGGAAAGAAUAUAUACAAAGAGGUCCUUGCCAACCAUGUGGUCAUCAAUUUCUUCAAACAGAUUUUGGAGGCUAUAUGCAUCGCUUUAUUCCCACUUGGUUUGAUAAACAUAAAUGGCUUUUUGAAAAAGAGGCGGCUUUUUGUUUUCUAUGCUACUUAUUUAGGGACAAGGAUGAAUUUAAUGGAAAAGGUGGAGAUGCUUUUGUUACGGAUGGCUUUAAAAGUUGGAAUAUGCCAAAUAGGUUCGAUAGACAUGUGGGAGCUGUUAAUACAAAACAUAAUGAGGAAGUUGAUAAAGUUGUAUUGAAAAAUGCUCCAAAGAACUUACAAGUAACCUCCCCUUCCAUUCAAAAAGAUAUCAUACAUGCUUGUGCAAAAGAAACAACUAAACACAUUAUUAGAGAAGUUGGUGAAGAUUAUUUUGCAAUAUUAGUGGAUGAAUCGGCUGAUGUAACUCAUAAUGAGCAAAUAUCUUUGUGCUUGCGGUAUGUAGAUAAGAAAGGGGAUAUAGUUGAAAGGUUUCUCGGUGUUGUACAUUUCGUUGAUACCACAGCUUUAUCUCUUAAAAAGGCAAUUUAUUCUUUGCUUGCGGAGUAUUCAUUAAGUCCAUCUAAAAUUCGAGGUCAAGGAUAUGACGGAGCUAGCAAUAUGAAGGGUGAAAGUAAUGGCCUUAACACCCUAAUCUUAAAAGAAACCACAUUUGCAUACUAUGUCCAUUGUUUUGCUCACCAACUUCAACUAACACUAGUUGUAGUUUCAAAAAAGAGCAUAGAUUGUGGUUGGAUCUUUGAGAUACUUACAAACUUACUGAAUGUCAUUGGAGUUUCUUGUAAGAGAAAAAGAAAUGUUGCGAGAAGCUCAAGCUCAAAAGGUUUCACAAGCAUUUUAUGA
Molecule: messenger RNA, 1140 nt
Organism: Lactuca sativa (garden lettuce)
Lineage: Eukaryota; Viridiplantae; Streptophyta; Magnoliopsida; Asterales; Asteraceae
Product: TTF-type zinc finger protein with HAT dimerization domain-containing protein
Source: RefSeq, a predicted model, not a curated record